AUGAAUAAAGAAAGUGAUAAUAAUAAUAAUAAUAAUAAUCAUGAACAACAAUCAUCUAUAAUAAUAAAAUAUAUUAAACAACCAUGGUUACUAAUAUUACAUAUAUGUAUUACAUUAAUUCUAUUAUUAUGUAAUACAUUAUCUAGUUGGUUAAUUAUUAUUGAUUUAAAUAAACAAAUCCCUGGUUUAGUAUAUGAUGAAAUAUCAAAAAUUCUAAUUCAUUAUUAUAUCUUAUUUAAUAUAAUUGAAUUAACUUUCAAUUUAAUAGAAUGUAUAUUAUGGUUUUAUAUAAUUCAAAAAAAAUUUAAAUUAUGGUUAUUUAUUGAUUGUAUUACAAUAAUCAAUAUUAUUAUAGCUGAAUUACCAUUAAUGAUUCUUAAUAUUUAUAUUAAUUCAUGUCAAGAAUCAAUAUUAUCAUAUAAUUAUAUUAUCAAAGGAAUAUUGAUUAUUUUAUUGAUUAGUUUACGUUUAUUCAUAUGUUAUAUUUUAUAUAUACAUAUAAAAUUAAAUGAUUCAUAUAUGAAAUUAAUGAAUAAUAAUGUCAUGAAAGAAAGUCAAUAUUUAUUAAAUAGUUGCCAUGACGAUAAUAAUAAUAAUAAUGAUAAUGAUACUAAUCAUUUCCUAUGGAAACAAAAUUAUUGGUUAUUAAUUCAAAUUUUAUUAUAUAUCAGUUUUUUUUGUUUAAUUAUAUUUAUUUGUAUAUUAUUUCAUUUAUUAUUGAUACAAUCGAAUCCAAGUUAUUAUUUAUUAUGGAAGGAUCAAAUGAAUUAUUCCAUAUAUGAUCUAAUAAAUCAUCAUUAUAUACAUGAUGUAGAAAUAUUUUUAGAAGAUAAUACAAAUACGAAUAAUAAUCAUAAUAAUAAUUCAACAUUAAAAUGGUUACAUUUAAUUAGUUUAAAACAAAUUAUACAUUUAAAAUAUUUAAAUGCGAAUGAAUCGGUCACAUUAAAAUUUUUUAAAUAUGGUGGGAAAAUUUUUAUUGAAUUUAAACAAAUUAUUAAAUAUAAUAAUAAUACAAAAGAACAUUGGAGUACAUGUUGGUAUAUUAUGAGUCAAGAUUUAUAUAAAGAAUUUAUAUGUCCAUCAUCACAACCGUCGUCAUCUCCAUCGUCAUCGUCGUCAUCAUCAUCCAUUCAAAAAAAGAUGAAAUUAAUUAAAGGUAUUAAAAUAGAUUUUAGUUAUGUUGAACCAUCAAAGAAACAACAUUUUGGUACAGUUUUAUAUAAUAUAACAAGAGUUACAAGUAAUCGGUAUAAAGUUCAAGAACACGAAUUAAAGUUAAAAUAUUUCCAAAACACAAUUGUUCAUUUUUCUUCUAAAAAAGCGUCGGGAUUACAAGGUAACCAUGAUCAUGAUGAAUGGUCAAGUGGUCCGUUUAGAUCAAACAAUCUUGAAGUUGAUGAUCAGCAGUACACAAAAUAUAAAAGUUCAGACCUUGUACCUAUUAAGGAAUUGUGGAAAACUGGUGUUGCAAAGUGUCAAAGUACUGCACCUAUAGGACCACAGAAGAUGUAA
This is a messenger RNA of Schistosoma rodhaini, 1515 nucleotides long. The record is from the annotation of a GenBank genome assembly. NCBI's taxonomy places the organism in Eukaryota, Metazoa, Platyhelminthes, Trematoda, Strigeidida, Schistosomatidae.